This is a messenger RNA of Manihot esculenta (cassava), 2597 nucleotides long. RefSeq names its product peroxidase 66. Bases 1462 to 2445 code for a protein of 327 amino acids. The record is from RefSeq and is a predicted model, not a curated record. Gene Ontology annotation, biological process: hydrogen peroxide catabolic process; response to oxidative stress. Gene Ontology annotation, molecular function: peroxidase activity; heme binding. The transcript is spliced from 3 exons. Gene Ontology annotation, cellular component: plant-type cell wall; plasmodesma. Lineage: Eukaryota; Viridiplantae; Streptophyta; Magnoliopsida; Malpighiales; Euphorbiaceae.
UCACCAAUUUUUUUCAUUUUUCUUUUUAUGUUAAUGUCGCGGUCUGAGUCGACGCGUGUGAGUCAACAUGAAAAGUGGUGGUGGCGCGUGUACCGAGCUGAAUGGUAAAAUAAGUUAAUGUCACGUGAUGGGCACGUGUAUAUGGGAACUCGGGCCCACACGCUGUCCCCCUUUGAAGCGUUUUGAGCUUGUGAGGCAGGCAUUUUAGAUCUGCCUAUGGGAAAAUAAUGGCUGGCCUCACUGACACGCGUUCGCUGCUUAGCUGUUUUCCUGGUUACUGGUUUAAGGCUUAUGGAUUGCUCGACACAUUUUCUCUUCUUUCCAGCUCUUUAUAUAGGGGAUUAGGAACAGCUAAUAGGACUUUGCUGGCGAUUAUGUUUUGACAUUGGAAGUGAACAACUAUUCAAACAUAAAUAAUUUAAAUGUGAUUAUCAAUUAAAUUGCUAUUAUUUAUCAGUUUAAAGUAAAUGAAUAACAAUAUCAAAUGCAGUAUAACAUUUUUGUCAAUCUAAUUUUAAUAGAUGCGCAAGUGACAAUUCCAUACAGUAAUAGGGGAACUUUUUUUCUCUUUUGGUGUUAUUAUUGAAGAUAGGAAAUAGGUAGACAUGGAAAAUUGGGCUAACAACCCUCGCUGAAAUCGACCCCUUCAAUACCAUGGGCCAAUCGGACCACCCAGUCUUUUCAUUUAUUUCCUGUUUAACAGCUAAUGAAGUUUUUAAUUUAAUGCAGUACAGAGUUUUGUGUACUCCAUCUCUUUAACAACUGUACCCCUGUGGUUCAUGCUUUGCAUUGACCAACUUGUGAUAGGUAUAAGCCAACGGUCGAAAAACAAAUUAAUUGCUACUCACAUUUGAGCUUUGCUGAUAAGGGAUGCUUAUAUUUUCCUUGAAGAUACGCUUGCAUUUUAGGCUGAAAUAUAACAACUUACGGAUAGCAAUUACAGUAAAUUUCCAAUUAAUGUUAAUUUUUUGGCUCCAUAAAAAUCAAAUAUGAACAGAAACCAAUUGCAUUACUGUUUGGUGGAAUAAAUUAAUUGUUGAAUAUAUUCCACAUGAUCGUCACAUGUAAUCUACAGAUAUGUAUAAUAAGAUCAUUAAUCAUUUUAAAUACAACAGCUAAUUCUAAAUUUCUUUCGACUAAACCAAACAGUCUCUUAGUUCUUAAAGAUAUUAUACCAAACACGAGAUUAAGAUUUAAGAAGAAUGUUUACCUGGUACUACGCGUCUGAAACUGUACAUAGUAUUGUUCGUGGUAUUGGUGGAGAUACUUGGUCUCAAAGCACAAAAAAUAAGCAGCCUCUAUUUCCUAUUGAGUAACUUCAAAGUACAUGAAAUCUAGAAAAAAAUAAUUAGUUAAAUGUGUUUGAUAAUAGAUCACUAUAUAUACUGCCCUAUAUCCAUGGAAAUAGUGCAUCAUUCAUAAUCACUUGCUUUUUUAAAGUUCUUUGUCUGAAACUACCAAAUGGCUGUUUUUGCAUCAAACCUUUCAUUUUUAUCAACAUUUUUCCUUCUCCUAGUGCUGAUUUCACCAGCAAAAUCCAGGCUUGAUGCUCAUUACUAUGAUCAAACAUGUCCACAAGCUGAGAAAAUUAUCUUAGACACAGUUCAAAAUGCUUCCAUGCAUGACCCUAAAGUUCCAGCUCGUAUCCUCAGAAUGUUUUUCCAUGAUUGUUUCAUAAGGGGAUGUGAUGCAUCAAUUCUACUGGAUUCAACUCCUGGAAAUCUAGCAGAGAAAGAUGGCCCUCCCAAUAUCUCAGUUAGAUCCUUCUAUGUGAUUGAUGAUGCCAAAGCCAAGCUUGAGAUGGCUUGUCCACACACCAUUUCCUGUGCAGAUAUCAUAGCUAUAGCAGCAAGAGAUGUAGUGGCCAUGUCUGGAGGACCUUAUUGGAAUGUGCUAAAGGGAAGGAAAGAUGGAAGGGUGUCAAAAGCUAACGAUACCAUUAACCUACCAGCUCCAACUUUCAAUGUGACACAACUCAUUCAAAGCUUUGCCAAGAGAGGUUUAGGAGUCAAAGACAUGGUUGCUUUAUCAGGAGGCCAUACGCUUGGCUUUUCACAUUGCUCCUCAUUUGAAGCUCGGCUUGGCAACUUUAGUUCAGUCCAUGCUAUUGAUACAAGCAUGAACAGGGAGUUUGCAGUGAAGCUCAGAAAGAAAUGCCCCAAAUCAAACAAGGAUCAUAAUGCAGGAGAGUUCCUAGACUCCACAGCUGCAACUUUUGAUAAUGAUUAUUACAAGCGACUCAAGGAAGGAAAAGGUGUGUUUGGAUCAGAUCAAGCCCUGUUUGGUGAUUACAGGACAAGGUGGAUAGUUGAAUCCUUUGCAAAGGAUCAGAGUUUGUUCUUUAGAGAAUUUGCAACUUCAAUGGUGAAACUUGGAAAUGUUGAGGUAAUUGAAAAUGAAGAAGUCCGACGUAAAUGUCGAGUGGUUAAUUCAUAUAGUGAAUGAGUGAGUGAGCCAGAAGGUGAAAUUUGUUCUUUCUUUAAGUUUUCCCCCUUCCUAUGAUUAGAGAUGACGUGAGGCUGAUCAUGUUACGAGUUUCCAUAUCACAACAAAUUGCUAUUAUUUCCAUUGUUUGCUAAAAAAAAAAAUUUUCAUGG